CGUCAGGCUAAACCAACCUUGGAAAAUGAAGACGCUUAUUUUUAAAACUCUCGUUCUAUACCUUUCAGCGAUAGCAAUCAGCGCUGCUGACGUUCCAGUUCCAAUUGAUAACUAUGAAGGAAUGGUUAACGAUUUAGUGAAGGAAGCGCAAGAUGCAGCAUUAAAAACUGCAGAGGCUUUGGAGGUUCAGUACAAGGUAACUGUUGUAGAGCCCCUCGAUCAAGUUGAUACCGCCGUGCAGAAAAUUGAGGAGCGACGUGAAGAGGAUGCCAACUGUGUUGCACCUAAAGAUCCAGAAAUAGAUUUGGUCGUAGAUACUUUACAUGAGGAGUUGAUGGCGUGUGGCGUUGUUGCUGCUAGAACAUCAGCACAAAUUAUGAUUGAUGUUAAUGAAGCAACCCAGCAAUUGGUGUUUGAUGGUUAUGACCUCUUAAAGCUUUACCAGAAGUGCAAAAACUACAAAAACAGUGUUUUGAAAAGUACCUGUUAUACGAAGUUAUCAAUUAAAGCCACAUUGUAUCUAAGAAAUUCUCGUCGAUCCAUAAAGACCAUUAAACAAUCUAAGCAGCGCGUCCCAGACGUAUUUACGGACGCGAAUAUAUGCACUAAUAAUUCGGCAGAUAAGGCUGUUAUUGAAUUAGAGUCCAUUCAGGUUGAAGUCGACUCCUGUAUAAACAAAAUAUUUAAAUAAAAUUUCUAUGUUUUCCAUUUAA
This is a messenger RNA of Anastrepha ludens (Mexican fruit fly), 713 nucleotides long. RefSeq lists its product as uncharacterized. Lineage: Eukaryota; Metazoa; Arthropoda; Insecta; Diptera; Tephritidae. Bases 26 to 691 code for a protein of 221 amino acids. The record is from RefSeq and is a predicted model, not a curated record. The transcript is spliced from 2 exons.